GCAUGACAUAACGUAACCUACGUAAAACAAAUGCGUACAGACUUCAACGUAGAGCCCCAUUCUGGCUAGUAGUUAAGUAUUUACGUUAACUAAUUACGAGUUUUUUAUUUAACUUUAUUAACAUAAUUCACGUAUGUGCGCUACAAAGUGGGACCAAGGAGGAAAUUACUUCACGUAAUAUAUACGGAAAGCCACGGUAGUCUCCUCUUUUCACCCGGAAGGACAGGUUAGCGGAGAGGAAGCUCUUCUCGUGCUCAAAAUGCGGACUGAGGACGCUGAUUGUGUUUCCAACUCAGUCGCUUACAAGAAGUUCUUCUCUAAGUGUUUAGAACAAUAAAAAGGGACCUGUUUGGAUUGCUUACAUUGUGGAUACAUUUCGUAAGAAAAUGUAGACAUGGAGUUUCUCCCAGUCCUUGAUCCUCAACAUAAACCCGAAGAAGGAAUAUGGUAUUCUUUGAGACCCAGGGGAAGUGCUCCAGGUGUUAGUGUUGGUCACACCUGUAUAUUCACUCCAUCUGAAGAUGGAGGAAAAGGGAGACUCCUUAUUAUUGGAGGAGCCAAUCCCAGUGGCAGUUUCUCAGAUUCGCACAUCAUAAAUCUAGACAAUCAUGGCUGGGACAUUGCUGAGUGGGAGGGUUUGGAGGCAAGGUAUGAACACUGCAGUUUUGUACCAGAGAGCUGCCCCCAGAGCCUGUGGGUGUUUGGGGGUGCGCAGCAGACUGGAAAUCGCAACUGUAUCCAAAAUGUACAGGUGGCAGACAGUAACCCUCGCUGGAAUACUGUAGAAACAAAUGGGACACCCGCGAGUCCCAGGACAUACCACACCACCUCAGCCUGCCUUGGAGACAGGCUUUUUGUGUUCUCUGGUGGGGAAAUAGGAGCUGCACCUGUCUCUGACUCCAAACUUCAUGUGUUUGAUACAGUUUCUUCUACUUGGUCCCAACCUGAAACACAAGGCAGGCACCCUCCAGCCAGACAUGGUCACAUCAUUGUAGCGGUGGAUUCAAAGAUCUACAUUCAUGGGGGCAUGGCUGGAGACAAAUUCCACAACGAUAUGUAUUCUCUUGAUUCAAGAAGCAUGAAGUGGGAGAAAGUGCAGGCCAAAGGAGAUAUUCCACCAGGAGUAGCUGCCCACUCAGCUGUUGUGCUGGGCAAAAAUAUCUACAUCUUUGGAGGGAUGACAGCAGAUGGAGCAAGCAACUCCAUGUACAGAUUUAACACUGGUACACUGUCUUUAAGCCAUUCAUAG
Messenger RNA from Pundamilia nyererei, 1249 nucleotides. RefSeq names its product Rab9 effector protein with kelch motifs (gene rabepk). The record is from RefSeq and is a predicted model, not a curated record. Bases 395 to 1249 code for a protein of 284 amino acids. The transcript is spliced from 7 exons. Lineage: Eukaryota; Metazoa; Chordata; Actinopteri; Cichliformes; Cichlidae. Gene Ontology annotation, molecular function: protein binding.